Messenger RNA from Eublepharis macularius, 5127 nucleotides. RefSeq names its product signal-induced proliferation-associated 1 (gene SIPA1). NCBI's taxonomy places the organism in Eukaryota, Metazoa, Chordata, Lepidosauria, Squamata, Eublepharidae. Gene Ontology annotation, biological process: establishment of epithelial cell polarity; regulation of small GTPase mediated signal transduction; activation of GTPase activity. Gene Ontology annotation, molecular function: GTPase activator activity; protein binding. The coding region runs from base 458 to 3892 and encodes 1144 amino acids. The record is from RefSeq and is a predicted model, not a curated record. Gene Ontology annotation, cellular component: plasma membrane; Golgi apparatus; cytoplasm. The transcript has 16 exons.
GGGGCGGGCGGCCGGCCCGGGAGGGGACACGCGGGGCUGGCGGCGGCGUCCGAUCGCGCGGGCUGGAGCCACAGCGGGCGUGUUGAGGACACCGUGCACCCAAUGGCUGGAUGUGUUUGCCCCUUUCUAGCAGUUCUCAAGAAGUCCCCAUACCUGGCUGCUGUGUACCGAUGUGUACCUCUGUAGGGCGUGGGGAUGCCAUGGUGCCAAAGACCAAGUGGAAUCCCACCUACCAAGGCUACAUUUAAAAGGAUUUGGAAGCCCCUCCCCAUGGGUGGGACGUCUCACCACUUUCUCCUAGGCCACAUUUGCUUACUGCUCGAUUAGGGGAAAGCGCAGGCAGCAACAGGGCUUGCCUACCAGCAAGCAACCAGAGACCCGAGUGGGAUCCCAGACUUACACGUGCCCUUUGGGUUGCCGGGGCAGUGUCAGGGAAGGGGGUCGAUGCCCGGAGGCGAUGCAGUCAGACGAUCUCUUUAUCCGCAAGAUCCGACGCCACUCGAACCGCCCACAUCUCACUUCCCUCUCUUUUGACGCUUUCCGGGCCCCCAAGACUUCAGCGGGUGAGGGCCCCCUCGUGGGACAUUGUGGCCCUCCCCCAAGGUCCCCCCGACACAGCUAUCUGAUGCAUCGAAGCAAUAGUGACGUGACAUUAAGUGAGGGGGAGCAAGCACCCACCCCUUCCUCCGGUCCCCCCUUGCCCUCAGACCCAACUAGGAUCCCCCUUAACAGCAGUGGUCUGAAUUCCGUUGCAAAGUCUGCAGUGCCCCCUCGGGCCCGGGCGCACAGCCAUGAAGAGCCACGGGCUGGCAGCCCCACCGCACGGCGCUUCCGUGACCCCCUGCUCCUCCUAGGACUGUCGACCAAUGAAGUGUGGGAGACAGAGGGGGAUGGUGUACCUGCUGGGCCUGGCGAUGGAGGCGGCUCACAUCCUGUACCCUCUGAGGUGCCUGCACCUGUUUGGGGCCGCCACUUGGCGCACUAUGACGUGCAGAGCAUUUUAUUUGAACCUGGCGAGGUGGCCAGAGAAGUUGAGAAGCAGGGUAACGUCAGCACAGGAGCAUCGGCCGCCUCGCAGCCUCGUCUGGCGGGCAUGGUGCCCCCCAUCGAGGGUGAGAUGGGUAUGGACAAGGAUGGACCUCUGGUGCUCAGCUGUCCCUACUUCCGUGUGGAAGCUGGGGGUGAGACUGAGUGGGGGCUAGGCCAGCACCGGCAGUCCCUGGCGUGCUUCCAUUAUCCCAAUAUGGCCGUUUCUGUGCUGGAGGAACCCCGUGAAAGCUACGGCCAGAGAACCAGCCGGGUGAGCUAUGCAAUUGAAUACGCGGAUCUAGGAGCCUGUUACUAUCGGAAGCACUUCUUUGGCAAGGAGCACCAGAACUACUUUGGGAUGGACGACCAGCUGGGAGCGGUGGCAGUGUCCCUGCGGCGUGAGGAGAAGGAGGGCAGCACGGGCCCUCAGUACAAUUUCCGCCUUAUCAUCCGCACAAGCCAGCUCCGGACCCUGCGAGGAUCUAUUCUCGAGGAAGUGUUGCCCCUUGCUGCUCGCCACAGCUCCCCCCGAGGAGUCGCCCCUAAGAAACUUCUGGAGCACUUGAUCCCAGAGCUGAACUUGCAGUGCCUCCGCUUGGCCUCCAAUUCCCCUAAAGUGCCAGAGACCUUGAUCAAGUUGGAUGAACAGGGGCUCAGUUUCCACCGGAAAGUGGGGGUCCUGUAUUGCCUGGCUGGCCAGGGCUCCGAAGAGGAGAUGUACAACAAUGAAGAGGCGGGGCCUGCUUUCCAGGAGUUCCUGCAGCUGCUCGGAGACCGCGUGCGCCUGCGUGGCUUUGACAAGUAUCGCGCCCAGCUAGACACCAAGACUGAUUCCACAGGGACUCAUUCCCUUUACACUGUGUACCAGGACUAUGAGAUCAUGUUCCAUGUCUCCACUAUGCUGCCCUACACCCCAAACAACCGUCAGCAGCUGCUGCGAAAACGCCACAUUGGGAAUGACAUUGUGACGAUCGUCUUCCAGGAGCCAGGGGCCCUCCCCUUCACACCCCGUGUGAUCCGCUCCCACUUUCAACACGUAUUCAUUGUGGUGCGGGUGCACGAGCCUUCCAAGGAGCACACUACCUACAGUGUGGCUGUCAGCUGCACCAAGGACAUCCCACCAUUUGGCCCCUUCAUUCCAGCCAAGAACUGCUUCGUGAAGGGCCCAGAUUUCCGGGACUUCCUGCUUGCCAAGGUUAUCAAUGCAGAAAAUGCUGCUGAACGCUCAGGGAAGUUCCACGCAAUGGCGACCCGAACCCGCCAGGAGUAUCUGCGUGACCUGGCCCUCAACCACGCCACCACCAGCACCCUGGAGGCUUCUUCGUCUCGCCUUGCACUCAUUGCUUUGGCUUCUAAGAAGCGUGAGAAGGCCAAGAACACAAAGGGGGCAGAGGCACACAGCGCGGGGGCAUUGGUGUGGGGCGUGUGGGCAAGGGAUGGCAGCAAGGGGCCCGAGUGCAAGACCCCCGAGCUCCGGUGCCUGCUGGGCAUCUCUGCUGAGUUUCUCGUCCUCAUUGAUGCCCGUGAGAAGAGGGUGGUCUUUAACUGCUCCUGCCGGGACAUCCUGGCUUGGACCUUCUCGGAAAGCUGCACUUUGGACCUCUAUUAUGAGACGGGGGACUAUAUUUGCAUGCGCGUGGACGAGGGACAGGCAGCAGACAUCAAGGACAUUGUCCACAGGCUGCAGCUGGUGACCCGAGGGUGCGAGACACGGGAGCUAACGCUGCUGCGGAACGGAGUCGGCCAGCUAGGCUUCCAGAUGGACCCCGAUGGUUUUGUGACCGAGGUGGAGCGCUUCACCUUUGCUGAGAAGGCCGGCCUUCAGCCCGGAGCCCGCCUGGUCCGUGUCUGUGAGAGAGCGCUGCCCAGCCUCAAUCCUGGCCAAACCACAGAGCUGCUGCGCACUGCCAAGAAGGUCACCAUCACAGUCGUUCCCCCGGAUGAGAAUGGAAAGCCCAGGAGGAGUUUCUCGGAGCUGUACCAGAAAUCCUUGAAAGAAAAGAGGAGGAGUGAGCCGCCAGCCGGGGAAGCAGAGCUGACCAGGCCAGGGAGCGAAGCUGGAUUCAAGCCAGCCGCGCUUCAGCUCCUCCACUCGCUGUCCAUGCAGGACGGGCCCCCUCACAGCCUGGCAGAAGAAAGGACCGAGUUUCUUCGGAGUCACAGUGAUGGAGAGCCCUUGCCCUCAAACCCGGUACCAUCUCAGGACGUCUCUGUCCUCCCCAGUCCCCCUCCUGAUCUCAUCUUGGCUGCCACACCUAAAGUCCCUCCAGACCAGGCGACUGACCAUCCCAGAGAGCCUGUUGCAAAUAAGAAAGGGCCCAUCACAGUCCAAGAGGUCAAAGGUUCCUGGUCUCUGCCCCCUGGGGACAGGGCAUCUUCCCCCUUGGAUCCCAGUGAAACGGAGAAGUUCCUGCCACGGACUCUUUCUCUGAGGAAUUCCAUCACCAAAAUCCUCUCUGAAGCUGGCGAUUCCCUAGAGGAUGAGUGGGAGUCCAUUGCUAAUUUGGCAUCUGCUUGUAACAGCAUCUUGGAAGCUCUCUCCAGGGAAGGACAGCAUGUGCUGGAGACCAGGGAAUCUUUGAGCACGGCCGUCCAGAAGGGUUCCUCUCAGCAGCAUCCCAGUGAGGAAUCCCAGCAGGCUCUCAGCCUAGCCGACAAGGUCCUGCACUUGGAAUCCACACUCAAGCAACUGCAGGACGAUCUUCAGAGGGAGAAGGCUGAAAAGGCGGCGCUGCAAGCGGAAGUGCAGAGUCUUCAAGAGAACACGCAGCGCCUGAAAGAGGCUUCGGAGAGUGCAGCGGCUCAGCUCAGCCAAGUCACACAGAUGCUGGGGGGGCCUCCCACACCCCCCCACUGUCCCUGAGGCCUCGAGACGGACGUCCCUCGCACCUCUUGGUGGUGUGCUUGCCUCUCCCCCAUGUGUACUUGAGGCACAACAGAGACUUACUUCACUGGUCUGUGUGAUCCUGGCUCCCAGCUCCCUCCCUCCGUCACCAAGACCCUCCUUGCAUUGGCCCGUGACCCGUGUCCAGAAGAUGCGCUCUUGAGCUGCUCUCACCCCUGAUUUGGAGGCGCUGCCCAUUUUCAGAAGGGGGGAGGCAGACAAACAGGUGCUCCGCCCACUUAGAAAGACUGCCCCUGUUUUCCUUCAGGAGCAGCCACUCGCCUUCCUGGUGAUUCGAGCACCAGUCAAUCACCUUGAUUUGCAGCUGUACAACCUGCCCACCCAUGGCAGGUAAACCGGCUGACCAGCAAUGGGUUUUUACUGGGUUGUGACUUCGGACCCAUGACUUCUCUCUGACUAUAACCACUAACCCCUGUGGAAACGCCACACCGGUGGGUCCAUUGGAGGAUAAUUCACCAGGCAAUAACUGCAGACCACCUCUGGGCAUAGGGGAGAACGUACCAGACCUGCGUUAAUUUACCUGCCAUGCAGGGGCUUGAACAAGCCUUGAGAUCCUCUGGCUGCCUCCUCUUUUCCUUCCUCCUCCAUCCUCCUCUCCCACCUGAAUUCCAGCACUGAUUCGGGCUGCUUUGGGUCCCACCUCUAGCCUUGGGUGGGGGGGGGGGGCACCAGCCAGCUCGUUCAUUAACUGUGAAAUUUUUUGAAAGCUGUGACAGAACCCAUCUCCCACCCUGGCCCUUCUUUUUGCCUCUUAUCAGCUGUCUUGCAUAACCUUCCUUGGACUCUUCCUGGAGCGCAGGCAGAUGACCCAGCCAGCGGUUUGCCUCCCCCAGUGGUGCUAGCCAUCAAUAAUUUUCCAUAUCUGCUCCCCACCUUCCAUCCUUGGAGCUGGGCUUUGCCCCACAUGUGGUUGCAGGAAGGAUUGGGAGGGGUCCCUUUCCCCCUAGUUGUCAUGCCUUUGUGUUAUGUAAAUACUUGAGUUUCCAGAGACAAUGUCUGUCUGUUUGUCUGUCUCUCUCUUUCCCUCUCUCUCUCUCUCCUUUCUUCUCAAGGGACCAAGGUUAACGGAGGGAUGGGGGGGGGGGGCGGGAGUCAGUGGUCCACCCAUCUCCCCGCACCAGCUCCUCCAGCCUCCUGUCUGUAUUGGAACUGAAUGUACAGAACGCAGCACCCCUUCUUGUGCAAUAAAGUCA